AUGCCGUUACCCCUCAGCUUCACGACGAGCAUCUUCGGGAUAAAGGCGCGGAAUUCUGAAGACGGGCUCUGGACGGUCGCCGAGGAGCUCAGGAUCAUCAUCCCUGUCUCCAUGGUGGUCAUGAUUGCAACUCUCCAACUCACCUGCUUCGACUUCGUACGAGAGCUGUUCGUUUCCGCUCUCGACUAUGUCUUCACUUGGAUUGUCGUAAGAACUGGCUUUUACCAGCCGUGGCUGGCUAAUUCUCACAUGUUUAACACCGAAACUAUCAAGGCCUGGCGCAAAGAGCCCGAGCCAGUCAGUCUACCGGUCAAUUGCAAGGCGGUUGCGGGCGCCUUGCGCGUCCGCCAUGGACGCCACGGACCUCAGAGAUCUGAGAGCUGCUACGCACGAAGGGGGCUACCCAUGCUGCGCGCCAUCUGGCUGAAAAGCGCCUGGCGCCGGAGGCGGGCGAUGGAGGAGCAGGAGCGGAGACGGAGAGAAGAGGAGCCAACGAAACCAGAGGUGUAG
Messenger RNA from Lasiosphaeria miniovina, 510 nucleotides. RefSeq lists its product as uncharacterized. The record is from RefSeq and is a predicted model, not a curated record. The transcript is spliced from 4 exons. Bases 1 to 510 code for a protein of 169 amino acids. NCBI's taxonomy places the organism in Eukaryota, Fungi, Ascomycota, Sordariomycetes, Sordariales, Lasiosphaeriaceae.